Molecule: messenger RNA, 1347 nt
Organism: Aspergillus luchuensis
Lineage: Eukaryota; Fungi; Ascomycota; Eurotiomycetes; Eurotiales; Aspergillaceae
Product: CCCH zinc finger DNA binding protein
Exons: 5
Coding region: 1-1347 (448 amino acids)
Molecular function (GO): metal ion binding
Source: RefSeq, a predicted model, not a curated record
AUGAUCGACCUCCUAGAAGUGAAAAGACGCUACGAAGCCGUGCUGGCAGUUGAAGAUAGCAGAGACAAAAUUCUUCAGAAUCUCUUUGCCCAAGUUGAAAGCCUGCAAAGGGCUCUUCAAAACACGCUUGGUGAUGCCAAGUUCCAGGAAUUGAAGAAGUAUAAAACAGAGUAUGAUGAUUUGCGGCUUGACCAGUCCAAGUUAAGUUUUGUUUCCGUACUUGUCGACGGUGACUGCAUGAAUUUCAACGAUAGUCUCAUCCGACAAGGCUACAACGGUGGACGCAAGGCUGCCAUGCUCCUCCGAAAGUCCGUCGAGCGUCACAUUCGUGAUAUCGACCCCCAGGCCAGCCCAAACAUUCAGUACCGCAUCCGAGUGUACGCCAACGUUCCGGGUCUGAUGAAGACGUACCGGGAAGCACACAUCUUGCGUUCCAAUGAAGCGCUAGAUCCAUUCAUUCGGGGGUUCAAUAUGGAGAACAGCCUGUGUGAUUUCAUCGAUGCUGGUAACGGCAAGGAAUGUUCAGACGUUAAGAUACGGGCAACAUUCGAACAAGACAUUCUAGACGUCCACUGCCGUCGCAUCAUCUUCUGUGGCUCGACCGAUAAUGGCUACGCACGCAUCCUCGGCUCCCACCAAGGGUCCAACCGCAUCUCGCUCAUCCAGGGAGCACCCUUCGCCUGGGAAAUGGAGCAGCUAGCAAGCGAGUUCCAAACUACAUCCUUCCCGGAGGUCUUCCGAUCCACGAAGCUACCCUCCCGAGCAUCAUCCUUCAGCGCAUUCAAAACCGCAUCCGCCAACUCAUCACCCAGCAGCUCUCCAACCAGCCUCAGCACGCCCUCAACGCCAAAACGCAACUACGCCACGAUUGCCAAGUCGAACCUUCAAGCGACAUCCCCCACCAGAACAAACAGAUCCAAACGAUCGAAAAUCUCAGUCAUAACAUUCGAUAUCUCCCCCUCAUACGACACCCACAUUCAAUUUAACACAGUGCAGCUUAACAGCCAGAGCCAACGGGUUGAUCCGCCACCCCGGGCCAGCAGCAGAGAGAACUUUGAAAGAUUACGAAGAUCAAAGUACUGCAGUAGAUAUCAUAUCCUGGGAGAGUGUCCUCUUGGCGAUGAGUGCGGACACAGACACGGACGCCGACUCGGAUCUAGGGAUGUUCAUGACCUCUGGUGCGUUACUCGGACGUGCGUCUGUCCGAAUGAUAUCUGGUGUACGGAUCCCAAGUGUAUUUGUGGACAUCAGUGUCCGUGGGAGAAUCAGCAGGGACAUUGCAGUGCAGACUGCAAGUUUCCCGAGUCUAUGCAUGGGGUGGAUAAGUCGGUUGCGGUGAUUUUGUAG